CUAUCAGCCAGUCCCUGUAUUGGAGCUUGUCGUGCUGUUGACUGACUGGCUGCUGCCUCCACUCUACCACAACGUCGCUUAUAGUAACCACUAGCAUUGAUCUCGUGACGACGUCAGUGGCGGCACAUUACGCGCACGGCACAUACAUCCCUCAUUGUAACUGCUGGCGAAGUGUUCGGCCUCUACUUUGCAGAGUUUCACGAACACCGUAAUCAGGAGAAUGUAUAAGACCGGGCUCCUGAAGGUGUAGGGCAACCGCAAAGUCUUUAUAAGUCUUUAAACAAGGAACACCAGAACGGAUAACAUUUACACUGGAACAUUUAUUGAAAGAACACACAGCUGACAGUUUGGCUUGUGUGUGUAAUGAGAUUCUAAGAGGAAAUAAUUGCUGUUCAUUAAGACGCGAGACGUGUCUGUUGAUGCCCUGUAAUCUCAACACUCAAUCUGGAGGAGGUACCCGAAUACGAUACACAGUGAGUGGGAGUUGGUGCGACUUCUAUGAUUGUUUUCGGAAGCUUUAGUAUUGUUUCGGGCGUUGCGUGGAUGUUAUUCCAGCCAUGUUGACAAUACCUUCUGGUGGUCAGUGUGCGUCGGCGAGGACAACCGACAGAUAAAGAAGGGCGUCCGGUCAAGAAAAUCUGGACACCUGUCGGAGAGGGAUUUAACGCUUGUAAUCCUCUCUUUACAGCCUGCCACUCCAGCAAUACGCAAUGCUGCAGAUCAUUUAGUCAACAUUUACCUACCUGAUGGAAAAACUUCUAACGUAGAUGCCCUACAGCAAGGGAUUACGAUAAAGAUCUUAGGAGGAACGCAAGGAAACUAAUCGCGGUUCGUUAGUGCUGACAUCCUAGGCUAGAUGUUCUCUGGUAAAGGGGCUCUUAAAGAAACCUGAGACCCACAUUCGCAUUGGACCUCCCUUGAUGAGCGGAGGAAUGCAUUCACACCUGCCUCUGUACCAAACACCUGUUGUGAGGAGCCGAGAUGGGGGAAGAGGAAGUACUACUCAUUGAAACCAGGAACCCCAACUUUACGGAUUACCUUCCUUUGGAUGACCACAUCACCGGUGAAUGGUCAAUGACCACUCCCAGAACCUCUAAGGAAUAUGUGUGGACCCCGGAGGUUAAGGAACGUAUCACUGUCGUUGCUAUUAUAAUGGUAUGUACGAUUGUUGGCAAUUCUGUGUUGAUGUUGAUGCUGUUGUGUAAGCAGUCGAGAAGGAUUAAAAGGGUGAAUGUGUUUCUUGUCAACUUAGCCAUUGGAGAUAUAGCUGUAGCUCUCAUUACCAACACAACUGAGAUUCUCUUUCUUGCCUUUGGAGAUUGGGCUUUGGGGCCUGUUUUAUGCAAGCUCUCUGUUUAUUUACAAAUAGUGACACUAGCUAGUGCGACCUUUCUGCUAACAGCCAUGAGUAUUGAUAGAUACCAAGUGAUCGUGAAACCUAUGCAGACUUUAGCCAAUCGACCUAGGAUAUGGUUAAAGGUGACAGUUGCCUGGACGAUGGCCUUUGUGUUCGCGCUGCCUCAGUUAGCUAUAUUUGUACAGGUGAACAAAGGUGUAAAGUAUGACGGGACGCCAAAACGCCUCUGCCUCAGUCGAGGCUACACAGAGGAAUGGCAGCGCAAGUUCUAUUUUACAUUCAUGACAACAUACAUUUUACUGGUUCCAGCAUGUGUCAUGUUAUUCUGUUAUACUAAUAUCAUUACAGUUGUGUGGGCUCGCGCUUCCACAAACGAGCAUCCAAGUAGUAAAUCACACUCUCUUUACGGUAAAAAACGACCUACUCCGACACCUGCUACCACAGGACAGGAUUACCCAAGGAUAUCCGUUCGUCGGGGCUUAGUCACAGCAUCCAAACGAAGAGCAAUUGUGAUGACCUUGACCGUGAUCAUCGGUUUUCUCGUGUGCCUCACGCCAUAUUUUAUUGUCACGUUGAUGAGGAUAUAUUCCAAUUAUAAGCUAAAACUAAAAGAUGCCUUAGUCGUAUCUGAGAACAUUUUCAUGACCCACAGUGCUCUGAAUCCAGUUCUCUAUGGCCUCUUUACAUUACGACCCAAACAUUUGAAGAGAAUAGGCCGAUGUCUGUGCUGUAGCAGUAGAAACACACGGAAAUCGAGCGAAAAAAAUAGACUUAUAAAUGGAGGUACGCAUCGAAAGUGUCAAGCAUCUGAAGUUACCUUCAAGACCAAAGCGAAGCGAAUUCCCCUUCCUCCUCCGGAAGUAACCAACGACUUAGUGGCUGAAAAUACGCAUGCGCUCAUGUUGCUGGAUAAAGGAAAUACGACAACGAGCGUGGGUGACGGAUAUGAGAGAACCAUUGACGCCAAAAGAGCUCUGUGCAGUGAAAGUUACCGGAAGUAUGGUCCUCAGGAACAGUGGAUGGCGAGUCGCAAGAUUAACAAUGAUGAAUGCCUUAGUGCAGUAUAAUUACAAGAGGCUGAUUUGCUGCUAAUGGCAUCCCUCUUGGGAAAGAUUUCAUGCUGCACCACUAGUUGUGUCGUGCCAUUAUGUCGGACAUACACAUACAUACUACAUCAUCUGGACUUUCAACAGACCAUAUGCAAAUAUCAGGAAUGGGUUCAGCGUUAUUAAGUGUAUGUUCUCCAUUCCAUAUUUAACUUUUAGCCUCUCCUCUAUUGUUUUAAAAUUUUAAUCGGUUCUAUGAGACUACAAGCAUUAAAUUACUCAUUACAAUAUCGUGA
This is a messenger RNA of Haliotis rufescens (red abalone), 2699 nucleotides long. Its product is annotated as neuropeptide S receptor-like. Gene Ontology annotation, cellular component: membrane. Gene Ontology annotation, biological process: G protein-coupled receptor signaling pathway. Lineage: Eukaryota; Metazoa; Mollusca; Gastropoda; Lepetellida; Haliotidae. The transcript is spliced from 2 exons. Gene Ontology annotation, molecular function: peptide binding; G protein-coupled receptor activity. The record is from RefSeq and is a predicted model, not a curated record. Bases 982 to 2424 code for a protein of 480 amino acids.